Molecule: messenger RNA, 558 nt
Organism: Cryptosporidium muris RN66
Lineage: Eukaryota; Apicomplexa; Conoidasida; Eucoccidiorida; Cryptosporidiidae
Exons: 2
Coding region: 1-558 (185 amino acids)
Source: RefSeq, a predicted model, not a curated record
AUGCGAAUCGUACAACAAACUUCACUUAAAAUGAUAAAACAACUAAAGGAAAAUUUAUUAAUGGGACAUCCGACUGCAAUAUUCCUUAUAUUUGUCUUCUUAUCCUUUGUAAUAUUAUGUCCAUUUAUUUGCUAUAUUGAAGCCUCAAAAAAAAAGCUAAAAAAAAGAAAACAAAAGAAGAGAUCUAAAAAGGUUACUAAAAAAAAUGAUAGUUCUUGUAAUAAUGCAAUUCAAACUACUUCUGAUGAACAAUCUAAGUCUAUGAAGGAUUUGGAUACUCCUAAUACUAUAUACUUCAAUAAUGAAUUAAAUAAUGAAAAGAAAGUUAUUAAUCAACAAUCGAUUACUCCGAAUACAUAUACUACUAUAAGUAGUAAACCUAAUAGUUUAGAAGAUGAUGAUGGACAAUGGCAUACUGUUGGAAAACAGAAGAAAAAGACGGAUUUGUUACAAGAAUUACCUCCAAACAAUGAAAGUACUAACAAACCUACUGGUAAUAGGAGGCUUAAUGCAAAGAAGGCGAAACCUAUAAACAGAGUUCCAGGAAUGACUGACUAG